AUGUGGUCGACUUUGCUCAAAUUGUGUCUUGUUUCGGUGACUGUGUCACGCUUACAAGCACGUGUUCUUCUCGAACCUUCUGGUAAGUAUCAAGAAUAGUUGACGACAAAACAAAACGUACAUUCCCUUUCCAGCAUUCGCAUCCUACGAUGACGGCGUCGCCCGUAACACCUUCUUUCCCCUGGCCGCGGCCGCUUAUUCAUCGAAUCCGCAGACUUGUCUUUCGGCAAAAUUCGGAAACGCACAGGUAGUAUUUGGCUCAAGCUCACUGAAUUCGAAUGCAAUCUUUGCAGCUCCGUCGCCAACUGAACGUGAAGUGCGAUGCGACGAAAGAAGACAUUUGCUCUGCUUACACCGCCGUGCUCGUCGACAAUCAGGCUAUUGUGCUCAGUUUCAGGUAAGUAAUCUAUACGUCCACUUCAUACUCGAAACUCAAAAACAGUGCCGGUUUCCAGAGGUACGCAAGGUUUCCUUCAAUUGAUCGAAGAAGCCGACAAGUCGGUAUUCCAAUCGCAGACCGCGUGGAUCGCCGGCGGAAAAGUCUCGAAAUACUUUGGCGACGCGUUCAACACUCUGUGGACGUCGGGAAUGAAGGACGACGUGAACGCCCUCCUCCAGAAGUAUCCGACGUUCGAAGUUUGGGUGACGGGGCACUCGCUCGGCGGCUCGAUGGCCUCUCUCGCCGCUUCGUACAUUGUCGCCAACAAGAUCAAGAGCGGCGACAAGGUGAAACUGAUCAGUUACGGACAGCCGAGGACCGGCGACAGUGCGUGGGCGAUCGCUCAUGACGGACAAAUGCAGUAUUCGUACAGAAUCACGCAUAAUCGCGACGUCGUUCCGCACAUUCCCAACGAGGGAUUCGAGGACUACAAGCAUCACAAGGCCGAGGUUUAAACAUGAUUGGAAUGUAAAAGGGUCAUGGGUAUUCUCAGGUGUUCUACAAGGAAUCCAUGAGCUCCGGAGCCUCAUUCAAAGUGUGCUCGUCGGCCGACGAAAGCAACGACUGCUCGAACGGACUGCUCAUAACCACUUCGGUGUCCGACCAUCUGACCUACUUCGAAAAGGACGUUUCCGAGUGGGGAGAGGCCGGAUGCAACUGA
Molecule: messenger RNA, 1100 nt
Organism: Caenorhabditis sp. 36 PRJEB53466
Lineage: Eukaryota; Metazoa; Nematoda; Chromadorea; Rhabditida; Rhabditidae
Source: the annotation of a GenBank genome assembly